AUGGCGGAGGUAGAUGAGCUUCUCAAAGAGAUUGGAGAGCUGGAAAGCGAGGAGGAGGAAGAGCUUCACUCAGAGGUGGAGCAACGAGGAGGCCCUGAAGUGGAAUGGCUGGGCGAGUCGCUCACCGACAGCGAGUCGUCGGAGCUCGAGGAGCCGGCAGCAAAAACUGCCGAUUUGAAGGAUUUUCGAGCGGAGGUCACUGACCUGAGGGCUGAGGCGGCGAGUGCGAAGGCUAAAGAGGUGGAACGCCGGAGCUUGGAGGCACCUGCUGAAGGACCCAGCUCACUGUCAUCGUCAUCGCUCCCCAUAUUGUCAGACGAUGAGGGGCUGCCAGCAAAGACUGGAAGUGAUAUGAAGGAUUGCACUGCGUGUAAGUUGGCGGCGAGCAGUGCCCCGGAGAAGGCUGAAGAGGAGGAAGGCCAGAGCAUAGGGGUGCCUGCAGAAGGACCCAGCUCGCUGUCAUUGUCAUCGCUCCCCAUAUUGCCAGAGGGGCUGCCAGUAAAGACUGCCAGCAGCCUCAAGGAGGUCGCCGAGAAUGCUUUGUGCGAGCUGACAACUGGCAGUGUGGGAGCAGAUGAGGAUGUUGAACACGUGGAAGAGCACAGUUCCCGGGCAUCUGCUGCAGGAACCCGCUCGCUGUCACCGCCAUCGCUUCCCAUGUCAGUCGAUGAGGGGCUGCCAGCAAAGACUGCCAGCAGCCUGAAGGAUUUCACCGUGGAGAAUGCUCGGAGGGAGCUGACGGAUGGCAGUGAUGGCAGGGUGGCAGCACAUGAGGAUGUUGCAGGAGGGCGCAGCCGCAGUGGCUCGUCUUCGUCAUCCUGCGGAUUGGAGGACGAGGUCUCGGCCUUGGGCCGCGCGGAGUGUCAAGAGCUCCAAGACUCCAUCAAGCAGAUGAAGCUGGAGGCCGAGGCUUUACGCCUCCAGAUGGCGCGAGUGGAGGAUGAGCGGGAUGCGGCGCUGGCACACGCCGCAGCGGCCGAGGAGGAGGCCUGUCGUCGAAGUGCCAAGCAGCAGAGGGUCAUCGAAGAGGCAGACGAAGCAGACGAAGCCACAGAGGACGAGGUGCAGAAGUGUGAGGCCUUCCUCCAGGGCGAGGCGGAGCAGCAGCGGGAGGAGCUUCGCGACACUCAGGCACAUGUGAGGCGCUUGCAGAAGGAGCUUGCAGCUGCGCUCUCAGAGGCUUCAGCGGCGAAGGAGCUGCGCGAAGCCUUGGAAACGGCUGAGGCUGAAAUGGCAGCUCAGAACUGCGUGGCCCCAGGCAGCGAGCCGGUCCACGCGCCGCUGGGCACGAAGGACUGCAAGCAGUUCCACUGCUCCCGAUCCUUGCUCCACUGGCGUGAUGCUUUUCGCCUUCACCUGCGUUCCCAGCUGCGCGACGAUCUGCGCCGGGCGGACGUGCGGCGGCACGGGAGCAGAGCAGAGCUGGCGCUGGGGCGAGGCUUGAGGCAGUUGAGGCUGGCGCCCAGCCCAUCACCCUCUGCGCCGUGCGCCCACGAGCCGCGCGCAGAGCGGCGCUCGGAACGUGCCGAAGUCGGCAGCGUGUCUCCGGCAAUCGAGCGAAGGCCCGUCCGGUCCCAGUCUGUGCCGGUGCUGCGCGGCGGCGGCCGCGUCCGGGCCGCGGCGCAGUCCGUGCCGGUGCCGCCCACCGCGCCCGGCGGGUGCGGUGUGCCCAGCCUAGCCAGCAGCCUAGCAGUGGCUGGCCAGCCUCGGGCGGUGCGCAGUGAAGAGAAGCAAGUGGCAGCUCCUUGGGAUGCUGGAAGGGUGCAAUCACCGGAGUGGGUCCAAACCGAAGCGCUGAUCUUUGAAGUCUGCAAGCACCGCCUGGCCUUCUCGGUGCUCUUGGCGUUUCUUCCGGCUGCCAUGGGGAGUGACAGUGCGUCGACCCAGGCACCCUCCACCACUGUGCUGAAGGUCUCAGUGACCUGUCGGAGAGUGGAACAACGGCAGAACAUCAUCGAAAUCAACACCACCUCGCACAUGGGUUGGGCCAGCAGUGCUCAGGCACAGGAGGCCUCGCGCAGCGCGCUGGAGGCGGCCCGCCGGGAGUUGAUGCGCUUGCGUGGCAUCAAUCAUGCUUCGGAGGUCAAAUCCACUUCCGUGGCUGCAGCCAACGAGUGGGCGGCACGCCUACAAGUGCUCCUGAAGAGCGUGGAGACGGAAGAGAGUAGCGAUCCCAGCAGUGAUGAUAGCUUUGAACUGGUCGAGAGCAACUCUCUUUCGGCGGGAUCUUUAUCAUCCUGGAAGGAUUUGGGAGAGCCUACAGGUGCUCCGACCACCGGGACUGGGGCCAUCGAAGAGACCUCCAGGCCCGCAUUGGGACAGGGGGCGGCGAGGCAAGAAGAGCGGACGAACGCGACAGAGAGCAGCGAAAUGGAGGAAGGAGGUGCGAAUCAGGAGAGCAGCGGACGUCCGACGGCGCGGAAGAAUGGAAGACACCAGAGGAUCCAGAGGUGGAUUCCGUAUGCGGAUUGA
Durusdinium trenchii is the source of this 2472-nucleotide messenger RNA. Lineage: Eukaryota; Dinophyceae; Suessiales; Symbiodiniaceae. The record is from the annotation of a GenBank genome assembly.